Molecule: messenger RNA, 2649 nt
Organism: Amblyraja radiata (thorny skate)
Lineage: Eukaryota; Metazoa; Chordata; Chondrichthyes; Rajiformes; Rajidae
Product: inositol-trisphosphate 3-kinase A-like
Exons: 7
Coding region: 198-1532 (444 amino acids)
Biological process (GO): inositol phosphate biosynthetic process; phosphatidylinositol phosphate biosynthetic process
Cellular component (GO): nucleus; cytoplasm
Molecular function (GO): inositol hexakisphosphate kinase activity
Source: RefSeq, a predicted model, not a curated record
GUGAGAGGGCGCAGUGGCAGUUGACUGAGCUGUUUGCCCCGGUGUGAGUGCGAGUUGCUGACACUCAACUUCCGCGUCUGACACUGCUUGCAGCCCGGAGAGAGAGGGAGAGAGAGAGAGAGAGAGCAAAGUGGAUUACAGAGUAAGAUCUCCAUGCAGGUUUGCCCGGCCGUUGCAAUAAUCAGGUCGGUCGGGCGAUGCUCCACCGAAAGUCCUACGCCCUUGCCGACAUGUCCAGGAGCAAGCGAGUGUGCGGGCCGGCGCCGCAAGGCAAGUUCAGCAUUGUGGAUCCCAGCAACGCUAACGCUAACGCUCCGGCCAUCCCGCUGGGCGAUCACCCAGUGUGCAGGCUGCGAGCGGCCAACGGCGAGGGGGAGAGGUUGGAGCCGGAGCCCAGGCAGCGCCACCGGCCACCCGUGCCCCAGCUCACCAUCACCUCGGAGGAAGGCACCACACACGACAGCCUGGAGCUGGACAUGGAGCCCGACUGCAGCAUCAGACUGUGCCGCAAGCUCUCCAACUCGUCCCUCUCCUCCACCGGCUCCUCGCUCUUCGAGGAGUCGGAGGACGACCUGCUCGACGGUCAUCUGCAAGACCAGGGCGACGUGAGCCAAGAGGACGAGUGUCUGAACAAACCCCAGCGAGGAGCUAAAAGGAGAGAGCGCUGUUCACCCUUCAAAGUCUCCUUCAAGAAACAGUAUUCCUGGAUUCAACUGGCUGGCCAUUCAGGCAGUUUCAAACCAGGGGACGGUGGGAAGAUCCUCAAGAAGUACAGUGAAAACGAGAAGGUGUGCUUUGAGCAACUACAAACGGAUGCUCUGGCUCCCUUUGUGCCCUGUUACCAUGGCGUGAUCCAAAAGGAAGAUGAGCUGUACCUUCAGCUGGAUGACCUGUUGGCCGAGUUUGACAGCCCGUGUGUUAUGGACUGUAAAAUGGGAGUAAGAACGUACCUGGAGGAAGAGCUGAUGAAAGCCCGCGAAAAACCAAAGUUGCGGAAGGACAUGUACAAGAAAAUGGUAGAAGUUGACCCUCAGGCACCAACGCCAGGGGAGCACACUCUGCAGGGAAUAACCAAGCCACGGUACAUGCAGUGGAGAGAGUCCCUCAGCUCGACAGCAACAUUCGGCUUCCGCAUUGAAGGCGUUAAGAUGCCAGACGGAAUAGGCAGCACAAAUUUCAAAAAGACCAAAACGAAGGAACAGAUUCUCCAGAUCUUUGAAGAUUUUGUCGAUGGAAACAAGAACAUCAUGAAAACCUACCUGGUGCGACUGCUCAAGAUUCGGAAAAUCCUGGAAUCAUCUGAGUUCUUCAAAAUGCAUGAGGUUAUUGGGAGCUCCUUGCUGUUCAUCCAUGACAAGAACGAGCUGGCCAAGAUCUGGUUGAUCGACUUUGGCAAAACCAGAAAGCUGCCGAAUGGACAGACACUUAACCAUCGGAUGAAGUGGCAAGAAGGCAACAGGGAAGAUGGCUAUCUCUGGGGGCUGGACAACAUGAUUGAUAUUGCAUCCAAGAUCUCGGAGGACCAGCGAUGAUUCCUGGCCAGAGACUCCUCUUUGCCUUGGGUUUUCCAAUGGGCACCCAGAUGGUUAUCUGACGAGGUCUUUGGAUGUGGAUGCAUUGCUACUAUUCACGCUGGUGAGAGAGUGAGCAAUAACAGAGAUAGACUGUGAGAGAAAAUUACAGUUUCUCUAAUAACCCAAAGCUCCAUCUUGCAUGUGGGAUCCACACUGUGACUAUGAUGCCCUAAAGAAAAUGGACCACACAUGGUGAAGUGACAUGCUUGUCAAGUGGGAAAUAUAGUUGCUGCCAUUACAGAACAGUUGCAAAUGAUCGCUCUUGCCUUCACCUUGAAAUAUAUUUUGAUAACAAUAAUGAUUGAUUUUUUUUUACUGAUGGAUGAUGGGGACAGAUGAAUAUUUAUAAGGCUCGUUUAUGAUGCAUUACCAGCUUCCCUCCGCAAGUGCUCUCUUCUGCCUCCUGGUGGCUAGUUUUGAAGCAGCGGCAGCCAAAGAUAACUUGUUCCCAGCCUUCUUGGCUCCACUCUGCUUCCCACCUCUCCGACUCCCGCACCCCCCGAUGUAAAAGGUGUUUGAGGUAGGAAAUGGCCCAGUAUUCUUGCUGUGAGCCUCCUUGUAUUUCCUUAGCACCUUUCACAACCUCAGGAUGUUUCGAAGCUCCUUCCAACCAAGUGAGAACUUUUCAAAUGUGGUCACUGUUAUAUGAAAAGCAACUAGCCAAGUUGUUCACAACAUCCUCACGGCAAACAACCAGAAGGCAAUGACCAAAUGCAUGGUUGAGUGGUAAAUAUUGGUCAGGAAGCCAGGGAAAGAUCCACUGUUCUCCAGAAAUGUGCCUCAAAAUAUUUAUGCCAAUCAGAGAAAAUGGGCAGCUUCCCUGUUCGAAAGGAAGCGCCUGGGAUUUUGUCUUUAGUAUUCUAUCAACUCAGCUUUGCUUCUGUGUCAGCCGUGGAUCAGGGGUAGGUCUUGGGGCACUGCUCAUGUUGAACUGUUGUAACUUUACAAUCAAAGCCAGUUAGAUAAGGCUUUGUUAGUUAUAUUGACCUAUCUGACCAUGCUUACAGUGCGGCACAGUGGUAGAGUUGCUACCUUACAGUGCUUGUUCCAUCCUGACUACGGGUGCUGUCCGUAC